This is a messenger RNA of Chlamydomonas reinhardtii, 1989 nucleotides long. RefSeq lists its product as uncharacterized. The coding region runs from base 76 to 849 and encodes 257 amino acids. The record is from RefSeq and is a predicted model, not a curated record. The transcript is spliced from 4 exons. Lineage: Eukaryota; Viridiplantae; Chlorophyta; Chlorophyceae; Chlamydomonadales; Chlamydomonadaceae.
CACCGGCGCAGCUAGCUAGGUUGAUGGCGCCAGAAGCGGGGCCGAUUCCAUAUGAGCAUGGGCCACUGGCGGCACAUGUCAGGCCUGGAACGACUCCAGCCAAACCGCCCACAGCUUGCGCCAGCCCUGCAGGCGUACGUCGGCGGCAUCCCCACGGCGGCGACCGCGUCGGCGGCCCGGUUUGAAGAGCGCCUGCGCUACCUCUUCGCCAGUGGGGCGGCGGGGCAGGAGGCGGGGCAGGCGGCGGGGCAGGAGGCGGGGCAGGCGGCGGGGCAGGCGGAGGCGGCGGGGCAGGCAGAGGCGGGGCCCCGGGGCGCGGUGCACGUGCUGUGGCACUACCACUUCUCCGCCUUCCGCCGAAAGCGCUGGGCUGCGUUCAUCCAGCGCGACCGCGCGCUCCACCGCGUCGCCAAGCAGCUCACGGGCGGCAGGCCCAAGGAGGAGGUGGUGGUGGGGUGGGGUUCGUGGGCCUUCCAGGGAGGGAAGGGCGGCUCCCCCAUCUCCGUCAGGGGCGGGCGCGCGCCGACGGGGCGGCUCAUCAAGCUGCUCCGUGAGCGCUACGCCAAGCAUGUGUUCAUCAUCGAUGAAUACAAGACCUCCAAGGUGGAUCUGCUACAACUGCGGGUGUCAGGAGAUGGCCAUCAAGCGGCUUGGGGGGCUGAAGGAGGGGCAGCGGCCCUGGUCGGUCAAAGUCUGCAACGACUGCUUGACGACCUGGAACCGCGACUCUCCGCCGCCAACGUGAUCCGUGUGCUCCUCCUGCUGAAGCUGAUGGGCUUCGAGCGGCCGACCAAGCUGCAGCGGCCGCCAUGGCCGCCGCAGUGCUCGUAUCUUCCAUCUACACUGUAGAAAUCUGCCCAAAAUCCGCCGAAGGCGGAGAAAAAAUUUUGGGUUUGGUGCCGCGCAUCUACGCAGGUGUAGACGUUUUUGGCCGGUUUUGGCGCAAAAAUGGGGGAAGCGUAGACGUUUUGGGGGGCUUGGGGGCUUAAGUGUAGAUGCCGCGGUCAGGGUCAUCUACGCAUGUGUAGAUGCCGGGUGCCUGAGGGCAUCUACAAGAUACGAGCACUGGGCCGCCGGCGGCGGCGGGGCCGGGCUGAGAGCCUGAACGGCGCUAGCAGGGCGUGGGGCUGAGGGUGCACGUGUCGAUUGGCGGCGAGUGACGUGCCUAGUUUGUUAGCUGCGGGUUAGCACGGACUGUGCACCCCACCCAACCGGCCACGUCCGGAUUUGCGGGGAUGCCAAAGGCCCCCAACAUAGAGGCGUGUGCUUAGUAGGCGCCCGCGUCAAGCCACCUCCUUGUUGUUGAUGGAGACUAGUGAUUCCUUCUAUGUAGGUCAGUUACAGGGUUGAUAAGUAAUAUCGACGUCUUGGUGCAAGUGCUCUGACCUUCGAGACCUGCAGUCCUGCACCACUCUGCACCCGGUGCAGCACCAGUAACCGCGAACCUACGUUGCGACUCUUGCCCUGACUCGCCUUGUGGGGUUUGUGGGCCGGGAUUACAGCCACCACACUCGGGACUUUGCUUCUCAUCACCCUCUGCUCGUGCUUGUAGCCUUGUACUAGGAAUUCACAACCACACAGCGUCAGAUUACGGAAUGUCACCGGAUAUAGCUGGAUAUAGCUGGCAAGCACUCGUGAAGCAGACCCUAGCAGACUGCCCCCGGUCGUUGGACGCGUAGCGGAAUUCGCACCAUACACUGUAGGGCACCUUUAUACACGCUCGCCAAAUCAGGGAGGCUGCACAACGUGAGCAGAUUGCAGACGCCCAUGACACGACUUUGGCUACUGCGCCGUAGACACUGCCUAGCGUGAAGCGCCCGUGUAGGCCCGUGCGGCAUAAUGCGGCAUUUGGGCCUAUAUGCUGAGCUACAUUGCAUCGGUUGAUAAUGCAUGCACCCUGCAGGAGAAUGGCGUAGGAAGCCCAAGCAGGGGGACCUGGGCACACGCGGGUGCACGCGCCUAUCAUUGGCCUUGUAACAUGUUUGCUCG